AUGUAUUCAUCUGCUCAAUUGAACAUCUUCAUCUGCACCUUUUAUCCAAAAAUGCCAUAUAUGUUGGUAUGUUCGCAAGUCCCUAUUGAGGAUGGUCCAACAACUAUUGGGAAUGUAGACAUCGACUCAGCUCUAGCGGAGAGGCUUGAAGCUCAGCCAUCCCGCAUGUUUUUUACAAUAACAUACCUCACCAAUCUGGGCCCACAGGUUGUGUUGAACAUAUUAGAGAGGGAAGGUUGGAAAGUUAUCGGAGUGGCAGGCACCGGCAACGCAUGCAUAUGGACUUUGCAUAGAUAGAAGCAGUUUUUUGUGUACUUGUAUUAUAUAAUCGCGAUUUGAGAUUUUCGCAAACUAAAGCUGAGUUAGUUUUGCAAAGCUGUACAAAGAAAUAGAUAUCUUUACAUAAUUGCUUGUCUCCACGCUCUGCAUGUUCAUGCCUUUUGACUGUGUUAGAACAAACAUUUGUGAGAUAUUUUGGUAAUCUUCGCAUAUUCUACUGAUAAACUGCUAUCAGCACAACAGACAGUACCUUUACACCCUCUUUAUAUAUAUUUUAUUAUUUUUCAUGACUCUCACUGUCUCCUUUCGUGGCAUUAACUUAUGAUGCCUUACUUGUUGUAAC
Molecule: messenger RNA, 622 nt
Organism: Cylicocyclus nassatus
Lineage: Eukaryota; Metazoa; Nematoda; Chromadorea; Rhabditida; Strongylidae
Source: the annotation of a GenBank genome assembly